This is a messenger RNA of Musca domestica (house fly), 717 nucleotides long. RefSeq names its product CUGBP Elav-like family member 2. Gene Ontology annotation, molecular function: RNA binding. The record is from RefSeq and is a predicted model, not a curated record. NCBI's taxonomy places the organism in Eukaryota, Metazoa, Arthropoda, Insecta, Diptera, Muscidae.
CAACAGCAUCAAUUGCAACAACAACAACACUAUGCCUCAUUGCAUGCCCAUCAUCCGCAUGCAACCAUGGCUGCCAUGGCAAGUGCAGCAUCUCCAGCUGCAGCAUAUGCUGCCCAUUUUGCUGCCGGUAAUCCUGCAGGAACAACACUGUGGACUGGUGCAGAUGCUCUCACAUCACAGUAUGCCCCAACGCUUAAUCCACUGACCAAUGGUGCCUAUGCUGCCGCGACCGCACCACUUGCGGCUACAGCACUGCAGGCAGCCGCUGCUGGUGUGGCUGGAAAACAAAUUGAAGGUCCCGACGGCAGUAAUCUCUUUAUUUACCAUCUACCUCAGGAAUUUAAUGAUACCGAUCUCGCUUCAACAUUUCUGCCAUUCGGUAAUGUCCUAUCGGCCAAAGUGUUUAUUGACAAACAGACAAAUCUAUCCAAAUGUUUCGGUUUCGUUUCGUACGACAAUCCCCAUUCGGCUGGAGCAGCCAUCCAAGCGAUGCACGGAUUUCAGAUUGGCACCAAACGGCUCAAGGUGCAACUAAAACGUUCCAAAGAUGCGGCAAAGCCUUAUUAGACUUAAUGAGAAUGUGUAUGUGUGUGAGAAAGAGAGAGAGAGUGUGUGAGAGCGCGGUUAAGAAAUUAGGAGAAACACAAAAACAAAACAAAAAAACUGAAAAUGUAGUUAAUUUUGUAAUUUAACUAAGACAAGAAAAACACAGAAAAA